UAUAAUAAUAAUAUUUCAUCAAAUUUCUAUAAUAACUAAUAAAACCCGUACUAAACCUUAUUAUUUAAUUGUAUAGUAGACCAUAAAAAUGAGAAAAAGAUGAUGAACCUCCAAGAAAAUAAAAUCCAACAGUUUUUUUUAAAGGUGCUUGACAAUCUUUUAAUAAAUCAUCCAAAUCUUCAGCUUGAAAAAUUCCAACAUCAAUUUCUAAUUGUUUUAAAGUUAAAGGAAGAUUUUCUUUUAAAGAUUUUAAAGGAUUUGUACAACAAUGAAUUGCAAGAUAUUCUAAUGGUAAAAAUUUAAUUGAGGAUAAAAUUGAAGUA
Molecule: messenger RNA, 323 nt
Organism: Rhizophagus irregularis DAOM 181602=DAOM 197198
Lineage: Eukaryota; Fungi; Glomeromycota; Glomeromycetes; Glomerales; Glomeraceae
Source: RefSeq, a predicted model, not a curated record